This is a messenger RNA of Lodderomyces beijingensis, 2796 nucleotides long. The record is from the annotation of a GenBank genome assembly. NCBI's taxonomy places the organism in Eukaryota, Fungi, Ascomycota, Pichiomycetes, Serinales, Debaryomycetaceae.
AUGGAAAUACCGUUGAAAUCUCGUCCCAAGGUUUCUACAGUCAAUCUACUCGAUGAGUCAAACUUUGAGCUAAAGAAAAAAAGCGGUGAGGAGUCAAACCUGUCCCAGCUAUGGAGGACGGGGCCACUUGAGGAUGCGAAUCAGGGCAAUACGAAGUUAGACGGGAACCAACUCAAGGCAAGGAAAAAAAGUGUCUUUAGCGAUGCUCUACGACUGGCGGAACCUAGUAUCCACAACAACAACAACACUCAGCGGACUCGGAGGUUCUCAGAAACCGAAAGGAACAACUUUGAUCUGGUGACGGGCCAUAGAAUAUAUGAAGAUGGCAAGAUUCGACCGCAGACCUUGAGACAAUCGGAAGGAGGACGCCACGGCAAUAGCAAUAACGGUGCUCUCGUCAGUGACCAGCCCAAACAUGAGAAAUUGUACUCCAGAUCGCAUGAUAGUAAUAUUGACGUCGGCAGAACGUUUUCGCAGGGUAUCGAGGAUGAGUACAUCCCCGGGUUUGAUUUUAGUGAUGCUGUUUACAAAUGGAACAAUGGAAGCAGCUCCGACUUGGCGUUAGGGAUGGGGAUGGGUUUAUCAAGACAGGUUACGCAAACUUCAACUAGCGGUUCCCAUACGCCGCGAAGCAACAAUGCCUCGUAUCUCGAUUUGAACUUGCUUCAUGCUCAGGUCGCACCUCAACCUAUAAAGAGUGGUCACCAGCCCCCAAAUAUCUCCUAUGCCAAGUUGCAUGAAUAUAUGAGGGCCAACAGAUCAUCUGCAGUAGUCGCGAACGAAUCCGACAGCGGCGAUAAAACUCCUCGAUCCGGGUUUUUAAAAGGUCUUACAGAGUUGACGCAGGCGGAAAAGAGCAAGAGAGACAUUUCCGAUGCAAGUGCUUCGCGUCCCCGGGGGAUCAAAAAACUAAAGUCGGCAGUCGAUACAACAACGGGCGAAGUAAACUACGAGAUGAUCUUGAACAGCUUGCCACCCAAUUUCAACGAACUACCGUAUUCGCAGCGGAAAAAGUUGGUGCGCAAUUUCUCCGACAAUAUUGAUUACUCGCAAUUUUCGCUCUUUGCAAAGAAUUAUCAUGGAUCGUUUGGCUCCGUCAAAACACCUAAAUCUGGAGGCACAGAAGAAGACUCUACCGAGGGAAGUUUUAGCCGCAACCGGCUGCGGCAUGGAAGUUGCAACACAUUGGCUGGCCGUCUCUUGGCAAGGACUUCAACCACAGAUAUGAUGAUGAAAAGAGGGGAGGCGGUAGAGGAAACAAAGAUUAAGCAAAAUGUGGACGAGAGAGGGGCGUACGUGUUGGGCUACGAAUUGGGGAAGAUCAUUGGAUUUGGAGCGUGGGGGACUAUUCGUGAAUGCACCGAUGCCAAGGGAGAUGUUAAGGCGGUGAAGAUUGUGAGAUCGUGUCGUUUAGGCGCAGGUGCUGAAAGGAGAAGCCCGUCUAGACGUGGUGACAAUAACCAUGACAAUGAGAAUGACAAUGACAAUGACAAUGGCAAUAGCCGCUCGACAAAAGUGCUCCAGGUUUUCAAAAAGGAGAUUGGCAUUUGGAAACAGUUGAAGCACGAAAAUAUUCUUUCGAUGAUUGAUUACUUAGAGACCGACGACACCAUUUUUUGCAUCAUGAAUCGGAUUAAUGGGGGGACCUUGUUUGAGCUUGUUACCGCGUGGGGACCGUAUAACAGCGGCUUGGGCAACAGCACGGGUCCCAUUGAGUUUCUGAUCCAAAAACAGAGCGCGAGAUUACAAAAAGUGGUUGAGUGCACGAGGCAGAUUGUGGGUGCACUUUUAUACAUGCACGAGGAGAAAGGUAUUGUUCACGGAGACUUGAAACUUGAGAAUGUCUUGGUGGAAAUGGAAAGUGAAGCCAACGAGAAAUUCAAGAUGAUCUUGUGUGACUUUGGCAUGUCCCGAAUCUUCGACAAUCGCGUCAGCAGGAAAUCCUCGACAAAGCUCGGUUCUGGUUCAGCUCAUACCCAUUUAAGUCCGUUGGUAAACGAAGACAACGCUUGGGAGGCUAGAAGCAAAUCUUCAAACACCGAACUACGGAAACCUUUUAAAGGAGGCGAUACCCCAAACACGAAGCAUUUGGAGUUUCUCACGCGUGAUGAUUUGCGGAUUGGCUCGACAAAUAUUUUCAAAAUCCAUGGCCCCUCGUUGCAGUCGGUGCAUUUGACUCCCAUUGCAUCGGCACCAGAGUCGCCAUCUACAUUAUCCUUAUCGGAGUUUAGCAAGAAUUUCUUGCAUCGGGAAAGGAGCCAGAAUGAGAUUGAUUCCAAGCUACCUCACUCGCAUAUCGGAUCUUUACCCUACGCGUCUCCCGAGCUUUUACAACCGGCACCUCCGCCUUUGGGUCCGCUGGCGGACGUAUGGGCGUUGGGAGUGUUGGUGUAUGCCAUGUGCGUGGGGAGAUUACCUUUCCAACACCAGUACGAGCCUCGGUUGAGGACAAUGAUUACCGCUGGUCAAUUCAAUGAAGAUGAUUUGAAAAAGGCGUGCUUGUUGGAGUGGGUGUUGAGAGAUUGCAAGCUGAAGAAUGGAAGCGAAAGUCAUGGUGGUGGUGACAACGACGAUAGCAUACCUGCAGCUUUGAUUUUGCUGUCUCCUUCUAUGGUGGAUGUGACGAUGCAGAACCAGUUGAACGAGUUGCAGCAAGAGUGGAGGGAAUAUAACAAGGGGCAGAGAAAAAGGGAGUUUGAAUUUUUGCAUGACAUUGUCCUUGGAUGUCUCGAGACGAACAUCACCAAGCGCUGGGAUAUGCAGAUGAUUCACGAGAGGUUGAAAUUGCAUGCAUAG